AUGACUGAACGAGCAAAAACGCGUCAAAGGCAGAGAUAUUAUACAAAAUUAGCAAAAUUACUUCCAGAAUUUUCUGCCGCAGCUUCUCGUCCACUCGGACAAGUUAUUCGUCAAGUUGAUGAAACUAGAAGAGGAUAUAUUUCAACUUCAAGGAGAGUGAAAACUCCUGAGCUAGAGCCGAUGAAAGAAGUGCUCCCUGAUUAUGAUUAUGAGCGUGUUUUGACAAUGACACAAAAUUCAAGAAAUAUUAAUCCAGUUUUAGUUCCACAAAUACUUCAACCAGCGCAGCGUAUAUUUAUACCAGAAGAUCAAGAAUUCAUUCAUAUUCUUGAUGAAGAGGAAGAUUUGGCACCUGAAGAAGAAGAUAUCUCAAUUUUCGCAAAUACAACACAAAAUCCAAUAUUCAGGCAAACUCACAAAGUUAAUUCAUCAGCAAGUGAACAUCAAUCACAAGCUAACUCUGCACGUUCUGGCGGAAUUAAUACGUAUUCAUCUAAAUUCUUCGAUGAAUCAGAUUCAGAUGAUGAAAUUUCACGAAAGAACGUCAUUAAAAUCGAUAAAACAGGUUUUCCAGAGAUUCCUCCUCUUGCAACAGAUCUUGUUCAAUUAAUUGAAACAAUUCCAGAUUCAGCACCAGCAUCAUUAUCACCAUAUACAUUUGCCGAAGAAGUUGUCGGCCUUAAUGACGAUGAUUUCAUGCAAUUCUUAGAUGAAGAUACUUUAUUCAUUAAAUCAGCUUUAUUUGGUGGUCGAUUCAACGAUGAUUCAAUCUAUGAGUUAUUUAAUUCACUUUCCGACUCAAAGCAUCAGAUAGCUUCCAACAUUGUGAUUCAACAAUAUUUUAAAAUCGGAAUUGUUGCGAAUGCUGUCAGAGAUUUACUCCAAUACGGUAAUGCUCCAGAUGCAGCUUAUCAUAUCGAGCAAGAUCUUCAAGAUAUCUUCAAUGUCAAAACCGCCAUGGUUUGGAUCAACAUUCCAUCAGCGAAAAUGCUCAUAAACCAUUCCAGACUCAUGAGGUAUCCACAUGGAAAAGGUUUUGUUGGUACAGCAGCUUCAGAAAAACGACAAGUCAUUGCUCCAAAUCCAACAAGAUCUCCAAUUUACUCAGAAGAAUACGAUUUACCAUUUUGUGAAGAAUGUGAACUGAUUGUUGCCAAACCAAUUAUUGAUCCAUCGACUGAUGAACUCUACGCUGUUUUAUUGUUGAUUGAUAAACAAGAUCCAAGUGGUGCUUUCUAUUCUUAUUGGCCACAAAGUGAACUGACUUUACUUAACUUUUACAUUGAUGGAUGUCACAGAGUUUUCAAGAGAAUUAUCCAAAGAUUCACACAUACAGAAAAACUCUACAAAAUCAUUGCAAAAUUUGUCGCAAACCAGUUCAAUUUGUUCAAAUUGAUUCAAUCAAUUACAUCUUAUUUAAGUGGAAUGUUACAAUGUGAAACAACACAAAUUUACUUCGAUGAAGGAAAGGAUAGAUUGUAUUCUUUCGAUAUCAAACACACACAAAUCCAGAAGACAACAGUUCCUUUGAAGAAAGCUGGUAUCGCUGGAUAUAUCUUUGAAAAGAAAGAAUUAGUUAAUGCAUCAAAUGCUUCUUUACAUCCUUCUUAUUUUUCAAAUAUAGAUGGAGCAUUUGGCACCCGACCAAUUAUAGGAAUUCCUCUUAUUACAGGUGAUACAUGUUUUGCUGUUAUUGUUUGCCGUGGAAAACAAGGACUUUGUUUUACAACUGAUGAUGUAAACACAUUGACAUUCCUUUCUUCAGGUGCUGCUCCUGCAUUACAAAUGUCAAUGACAUAUAGAACUAAAACACAAGAACUAAAUAUUGCUUUGAGAGCACAAGACAGAUUGGCAGCUUUGUUGCAAGUCGCAGAAAGUCUUUCAAGAGAAACUAAUAUUGAUACAUUAGUUUCUCAGAUUCUUGUUAAAGCUUGUCAAUUAGUUAGUGCUGACAGAGCUUCUCUCUUCGUUUUGGAUGAUUCCAAGAACAAUUUGAUCUCUAAAGUUGCUCAUGGUACUGAUAAACCAUUUGUUUUGCCUGUCGGACAAGGUAUUGUAGGAACAGUUGCAAGAACAGGAGAAACAAUAAAUAUCCCGGAUUGUUAUGAAGAUUCCAGAUUUAACUCUGCAAUUGAUAAGAAAACAGGAUACAGAACUAAAUCUAUGAUGACAAUUCCUGUUCACGAUCAAAGACAUUCGAUCAUUGGUGUUGUCCAAUUGAUGAAUAAACAAAACGGAGAAGCAUUCAGUGAUGCAGAUGUUGAAUUAACAAAAGCAAUGUGCGUUUUCACAGGUAUUGCUUUGGCAAAUUCGAUUGUCAUUGAUUCUGCAUUUGCUUCUUCACAAAGAGUUCAAGCUAUGUUGAAGACUGUUUCUAUGUUAACACAUGGCGAAGCUCUCAGUGGUUUAUUGCAUCAUAUCAUGUCAACAUCAAGAGAUUUAAUUGACGCAGAUAGAUGUUCUUUGUUCAUUUUGGAUACAAAUUCAUCAAAAUUGUCAUCAACAGUUUCUGAUGGUCAAAAAGCAGGAAUUGAAAUCACAAAAGGAAAAGGUAUCGCUGGUUAUGUCGCUGAAAAAGGAGAAAGUCUAAAUAUCCCUGAUGCUUACAAAGAUCCGAGAUUCCAUAGAGGAGUUGAUAAUGAUACAGGUUACAGAACAAGAUCAAUUCUCGCUGUACCUAUCAAAAACAACUCAAAUGAAACAAUCGGUGUCGUAGAACUCAUCAAUAAAGACAUCAUUAAAAAUGGUGGUGUCUUCACAAAAGAAGAUGAAAAACUGACAAGCGGUUUUGCCACUUUUGCAGGUGUUGCCUUUGACCAACAUUCAGAUAACAAUAGGAGCGGAUCGCAUACAUUAGCAAUUAUGCUUUCCAACAUGAUGAAUGCCGAAGAAGCAAAUAGUUUCAGUCCUCCAAAACAAAUUGCUUUGAAUGAAGAACAAAUGACAAGAUUUGACACAUUCAGAUUUGAUGUUGCAACUGUCAGUGAAAUUGAUUCCGCUAGGUUUAUAAUGACCAUAUUCUACAAGCUUGGAUUGAGCCAAAGAUUCAAGAUCAACAAUUCAAGAUUGAUCAGAUUUAUUUUGGCUGUUCACGAUGGAUACAUGAAAAGUCCAUUUUAUAAUUGGCAAAGAGCUGUUGCUUCUGCACAAUUUGUUUAUUAUAUUCUUACAACAACGGACCUUAAGAAUAUAUUGACUGAUUUAGAGAAACUCGCCUUGAUUGUUUCGACAAUUUGCCAUGAUAUUGAUUACACAAGUGUUGAUGAUAGUAAUCAAUCAACAGAAAUCGCGUUGGCUGUUUUGUAUCAUAACAGACCAGUCAUGGAGAUGCAUCAUUGCGAACACACAAUUUCCAUUUUAGAAAGAAGCGAAGAGAAUAUUUUGGAAACAUUGAAUGCAGAUGAUUCUCAGAGUUGCUGGAAGAUGAUAAUUUCUUUGAUUCUUGGAACAAACAUGGCCAAACAUUUCAAUACAGUUACGACAUUGCAAUCUCUUAUUUUCCCGAAUAAGAUGAUCAACAUGAAAUUGGAAGAACACAGAUUGUUAAUCAUGCAAUUCAUUAUUAAAGCUUCAGAUGCAUCAUACGCAUGCAGGAACUUCCCAGUUUGCCAGAGAGAAGGAACUAAAGCAUAUAAAAUGUUCACAGAUAAAACAGCGAUUGGUAAAUUAUUCCAACGUUAUUUGGUCAACUCACAGGUAGGAUUUAUUAUAUUAUAUGCAGAACCAAUGUUUACUUUGCUGACACACGUUUUCCCAUCUGUUGAUCCUUUAUUGGAACAAGUUAAAUUGAACUUACAAUACUGGAAACAACUGAAGAAAGAUGGAUGA
Molecule: messenger RNA, 3828 nt
Organism: Trichomonas vaginalis G3
Lineage: Eukaryota; Parabasalia; Trichomonadida; Trichomonadidae
Product: cyclic nucleotide phosphodiesterase family
Exons: 1
Coding region: 1-3828 (1275 amino acids)
Biological process (GO): signal transduction
Molecular function (GO): 3',5'-cyclic-nucleotide phosphodiesterase activity; protein binding
Source: RefSeq, a predicted model, not a curated record